This is a messenger RNA of Arabis nemorensis, 1551 nucleotides long. The record is from the annotation of a GenBank genome assembly. NCBI's taxonomy places the organism in Eukaryota, Viridiplantae, Streptophyta, Magnoliopsida, Brassicales, Brassicaceae.
AUGUCUUCAAUCAAUUUGUCGUCUUCGUCUCCUUCCACCAUCUCUCUUUCUCGCUCUAGAUUAAGCCAAAGCUCUACUACAUUGCUACACCGUGUUAGUUUGCCAUCUAACCAUCCAUCAUCAUUUGCCAUUAAAACCACUGGAAAAGUUAAAGCUGCAGUGAUCUCUAGAGAAGAUGAUAUACUCUCUUACACCAAUGGAAACACUCCUCUCUCAAAUGGGUCUCUCAUCGAUGACCGUACCGAAGAACCAUUAGAGACUGAUUCGGUUUCGCUUGGAACACUUGCUGCAGAUUCAGCUCCUGUAGCAGCCAAUGGUUUUGUUGCUGAAGAUGAUGACUAUGAGUUGGAUUUACCAACGCCAGAUAGAGAGAAUGAAGGGGAUUUGGUAAUGGCUGCUCAGUUAGCUACACCUGAGGCUAUGGCUUUUAUUGUGAAACAUGGAACUGGGAUAGUUUGUGUGAGCAUGAAAGAAGAUGAUCUCGAGAGAUUGCACCUUCCUCUAAUGGUGAAUCAGAAGGAGAACGAGGAAAAGCUCUGCACUGCAUUCACAGUGACUGUGGAUGCAAAACAUGGUACAACAACAGGAGUAUCAGCUCGUGACAGGGCAGCAACGAUACUGUCCCUAGCAUCGAGAGAUUCAAAGCCCGAGGAUUUCAACCGCCCGGGGCAUAUCUUUCCGCUGAAGUACCGAGAAGGCGGGGUUUUGAAAAGGGCUGGACACACUGAAGCAUCUGUUGAUCUUACUGUUUUAGCUGGACUAGAUCCUGUUGGAGUAUUGUGUGAAAUUGUUGAUGAUGAUGGUUCCAUGGCUAGAUUACCAAAGCUUCGUGAAUUUGCAGCUGAGAAUAACCUGAAGAUUGUUUCCAUUGCAGAUUUGAUCAGAUAUCGAAGGAAGAGAGAUAAGCUAGUGGAACGUUCUUCUGCAGCUCGGAUCCCGACAAUGUGGGGACCUUUCACAGCUUAUUGCUACAAGUCCAUACUAGACGGAAUAGAGCACAUUGCAAUGGUUAAGGGUGAGAUUGGUGACGGUCAAGACAUUCUCGUGAGGGUUCAUUCAGAAUGUCUCACGGGUGACAUAUUUGGGUCAGCAAGGUGCGACUGUGGGAACCAGCUAGCUCUUGCGAUGCAGCAGAUCGAGUCUAUUGGCCGUGGUGUGUUGGUUUACCUUCGUGGACAUGAAGGAAGAGGGAUUGGUUUAGGACACAAGCUUCGGGCUUACAAUCUACAAGAUACUGGUCGAGACACGGUUGAAGCUAAUGAGGAAUUAGGACUUCCUGUUGAUUCUAGAGAGUAUGGAAUUGGUGCACAGAUACUAAGGGAUUUGGGGGUGAGGACGAUGAAACUGAUGACGAAUAAUCCCGCAAAGUACGUUGGUCUGAAGGGAUAUGGAUUAGCCAUUGUGGGAAGAGUCCCUAUCUUGAGUCUUAUCACAAAGGAGAAUAAGAGGUAUUUGGAGACAAAACGGACCAAGAUGGGUCACAUGUAUGGCUUGAAGUUCAAAGGUGAUGUUGUGGAGAAGAUUGAUGAUGCUACAACCACCGAGUCCUGA